UUGGGUCCACAAGAUGGUGGCGCGCAAGAGGAAAGCUGGAGCUUGCGGCCAUGAGGGGAGCACACCCAGCCCACCGAGUUAUUCAGCUAUUCCUGUCAAGUUCACCAAACAGCAGCAGGCUUCCCAUUACCUGCAUGUGAGAUAGCACAGAGUUCGAGGAGACACUCAGUCUACGUGGCAACCCAAUAAGACCCUUUUUGUCCUCACUGUGCCCCCGUACUGCACAGAGGAGUGCCUGUCCAGACUCCUGUCCUCCUGCGGCACCAUCAAGACAGUCGACUUGAAAGAGAAGCCUGACCAUUUUGAGAGCGCUAAAGAGGCAAAGCCAGAGUUUUUUCACCCGAGGCUCAUUCCGGGCUUUCAGGUAGCUUAUGCGGUAUUCCAGAAGCCAAGGGGAGUGUCAGCUGCCUUGAAUCUGAAGGGCCCAUUGCUGGUUUCUAUGGAGAACCACUCUGUGAGAAGCGGGAUUCAUAAGUGGAUCAGUGAGUAUAAAGAGUGAUUAGACCCAGAGGCCCUGAGGGUCAAAGUAGACACAUUCAUGGCUUACGACAAGAAGAUAGCUGAGGUGGAGACAAAGGACAAGGAGGAGGAAGGUGUUCCUGAUGAGGAGGGCUGGGUGAUGGUGACCCGCAGGGGCCACAGGCCUGUGCUCCCUCAAACAGAAGCAGCCAGCCUGCGUAAAACAGAAGCAGCCAGCCUGCGUGUUCUCAAGAGGGAGAAAAGGAAACGUGCACGCAAGGAGCUGCUCAACUUCUAUGCCUGGCAGCACCGAGAGACCAAGAUGGAGCAUCUAGCACAGCUGCGCAAGAAGUUUGAGGAGGACAAGUAGAGGAUUGAACUGAUGCGUGCCCAACCCAAAUUCCGACCCAACUAA
This is a messenger RNA of Cricetulus griseus (Chinese hamster), 874 nucleotides long. The record is from RefSeq and is a predicted model, not a curated record. NCBI's taxonomy places the organism in Eukaryota, Metazoa, Chordata, Mammalia, Rodentia, Cricetidae.